AUGUCAAGUGCUAUAUCCAGGGAAAGGGGUAAAGGAAAGCCGUACAGUCAAGAUGCGUUGAAUGUUGGCGCUAGCCACCACGCUGGUGGUACUUCAUUACCGAUGGGCGCUCCUCAGCCCUCAUUUGCUACGCCCACUAUUCCGAAUUUGCCCACACCCCAGCAAGAGUACGAUAUGACAAGUCCCACAAUGUGUUUACCAGUGGGCACAACGAUACAUCCGAUGGGAUACGGUAUGUCGUUUCUGCAGCACGGCGGCCAUUACGUGGCGAGACCAGGCAAUGCCCCACCAACGCACAUGCGAGCUCAACCGCCACAACAGUAUUAUCCGCCGCAGCAGAUGUUCGUUCAACAACAACAAUUUUAUCCUGGGCCACAGUAUUCACGACAACCUGGUAUGGAUUAUGAUCCUCAUGCAGCGACCAUGAGUACAAUGUACAUGGGCCAGCAAAUAACGCACCCUACACCUAUGACAAUGCAGCCGCCUCCACAGCAAGUACAGCAACAACGGAAUAAAAAUAUUCUCACAAUUCAAGAUCCUAAUACGUUAGAGGAGGUAGAUUUAGGUGCGAGAUCUGAUUCAGCUACAGAAACGAAAAAGGAUGAACCAAAAGGACGAAAAGAUGUUGACGAAACCGAGCAAAAAAAAUCUGAAGUGAUGAGACAGUUCACCAGACAGCUGCAGGAGCGGAACGAGAUGGAUCAAGCGGAAUCUUCAGGAGCAGGAUCGCUACCGUCCAAACCCAAUACAUCUCGCGAACAUACUCCAGUUUCCACGUUGAAUCCUGAGGAACAGAAGGCAAUGUCUGGUGAAGGCGUAGCCACAACGGUGGAGACACCGCCUGCAACGGAGCCAAUACUUAAGGAUAAAACGAAUGAAACCGAACCAUUGACAAAAGAUGCAUCCCAAGCCGAAAGUAAACCAGAGCCAGCUGUGGUAAUUGAAGAACCACACAAAAUUGAUGAGGCCUCAAUACCUGCACCUUCUACUCCUGCUCAGACGACGACUUCUGUUUCUGCACCUCCUCUUGAUCCUGAUCCUGUUAAAGAGGAGCAUGAGGCUCAUGAGGAAAGAAAAACCUUACCUGAGAUCAGAACAGACUCUGAAGCACCAAAUUCUACUACUCCGGGGGGUUCGGCGGUUGUUGAUGAUCAGGAGGAGAGCCUCAAGUCAGAUAUCGCUACUGCUGAGACUGUCACUGAAUCUACAGUGGAUCAUGGAUCGGUUGCCGACGUAGAGGCGGAAGACUCUACAACGGAAGUUGUUGAUACUCCGGAUGCUCCAACACCAGAUACGGAAGAGGAGGAAAGGCGCAAGGCUGAGGAGGAAGAGGAAAGAAAGCGACAAAGAUUAGCCGAGUUGGAUACGCUGCUUCAUUCGCUACUAGAAAAUCCAGCGGAAGUUGAUAGCGAUAAUUUGAUUUAUGGAAGAGCAUUUCUCUAUUGUGUCAGGGAUAUCGAGAAGGAGUUCAAGCGUUGCCCUUGUCCUUUGAGCCAUGACAAAAUAGUGAAACUUGGAAUCGAUCUGAACUCGAUGCCUAAAGGAAAUGACAACAAGAAGCAGCAUAGCUUUAUUCCGCCGUGGAUGAAUCAGUCUAGGCAAUCAAAUAAACCUUCAAAUCGGCCGUAUGGUGGGCGAUUCUCACACAAUGAUCACCGUGGUGGAAAAGGAGGCAACAAGAAGUUCCCCCCUUCUGCAAGACCGUCUAUCGAACGUAAUAUUGAACGAGGUGUCCCUCUUCAUAAAGCUGAAAAUGCGUGGAAACCAGAGAAGAUCCGUCCUGAAGAUUUAGAAAAGGAAGAAGCUCGAAUCAAGCUUCUUUUGAAAAAUGUGCGAUCAUUGAUGAAUAAAAUUACUCCAACCACAAAAGACGACCUCAUCAAAGAGUUUCUUGGCUAUGAUGUGUCCUCCAGUCCAGAACAGUUGGCUUCAGUGAUCAAUAUAAUAUUCGACAAGGCUGUUGAGGAGCCGAAAUUUUGCCCCAUAUAUGCCGAAGUAUGCAAACAACAGGUAGACAAAGAACUUAAGGAGAACUCCAAGCUAUCUCUUUGUCGGAAUGCUCUUCUGAAUAGGGCGCAGGAAACCUUCGUGAACAAGACUUGGGAAGAGGAACGUAAUGUGAAGGUCAAAGCAAUAGAAGAAGAAGAGGAUCCCAAGAAAAAACUGCAAAUGCAGCUUGAUUUACAAGAAGCGGACAACAAGUUCCGUCGGCGGAAGUUCGGAAAUAUCACCUUUAUUGGACAAUUGUAUCGGCAGUCGUUACUCUCGACAAAGAUCGUGCAAUGGUGUCUGUUCGACCUUAUUAAACAUACUCAUCGAAAUCCUGAAACUGGAAAGCUCCCUGAACCGCCAUUCGAUGAGGAGUCGUUGCAAUGCGCUAUACAAUUGAUAGAAAGCCUGGGUAAGCAGCUGGAUGUGUCUUCUCCUGAUUUCAAUGGAAAGGAGUAUCUCGAUCAAACAUUGCAUCAUUUGGAGUGCAUAUCGAGUAUGACAAGUAACAAGAUAAGGUUCAUGAUAAUGAAUGUGGUCGAACUCCGCCAGAGUCGGUGGAUUCCACGAAAAGGAGCCGAUCAAGGCCCAAAAAAGCUGGCUGAGAUACACAACGAGAUUAAGCGUGAACAAAUGGAAAACCAACUUCAAAGAGAUCAGUACGACCGCAAAUUGCGAACAGGUGGAAGCACAUCUCAGCAUGGUCGUAAUCCUCCACCACCACGAAACUCACUUGACAACAGAUUUGGUCCUAAAGGUGGUGACAGGCGAUCAAUUGCUGCAUCUAAAGCAAAACAGACACCAUCUAGUGUGCAGCCAAAGAGCGUCAGCUUGUUGCUAAAGGGCGACAACUCACUCGGAGGAUCGAAUAGAAAAACAUGGCAUCAAGGAUCUGGAGGUGGUGGGAACAACUCAACAGUGGAAGCAGCGAAAGUUGGUUGGCAAAAACCUGGGCGUGACGAGAUUCCACGAAAGAAUUCUUCUGUUGAUGAACGAGCAACAACUUUAGCUACCACCAAGUCAGGCAGUGUUGGGAAACCCGAUACAACACCGGUAAUUGCUUGUCUUCUUGUAACAGAACCUGACUCGGAAGAGCUGAAGGCCAUGCGUGAGGAUUUGUAUAAGAAAAUUGGCAAAGAAGUGGCUGCUAUACUCGAAACCUACGACGAAGGCGACAUGAAAUUGGAAGAAUGUGUAAAUGACAUUUUCAAAAUGGUUGACGCAGAACAAUACGGGCGUCCUAGUGUUAAUGAAGUAUUUUCACGUUUUACAGAAUACGCUGUAGAGAAGGUUCGCAAACCCCUUCUCCCCAAGCUUGGUCACAUGCUCUGUCUGGCCUUGCAAAAUUCCGAACAUAGAUCGGAAGCUCUGGCUGGAAUGGCAAAGUAUUGCUCACUAGCAGUUGAAUGUGAGAUGUGGAUGGACAUUCCCGAUAUAUGGAGCAAGCUUGCCGAGUUAUUGGUAAAUGCUGUCUACUGCGAUCCGAAUGUAAUAACUGGUGUACGACCGUCUUUCAAAGACUUCACGAACGUGUUUAUAGAAGCCUCCAAGGACGAACGAAAAGAUAAACCGUACGAAUUGCUGGUUGUCUCACUCAAACGCAUGGCUGAAAUGAAUGCAAAAGUAGAUUCUCAAGAUCAUGCUACGAUGUCUUCUUUCGUAUAUUCCGAAGAGCUACCAUUUCUACAAGAAAUUGAUAAGGAGCGAUUGGAAAAUGCAUUGCGGGCGUGCCGACCCGAUGUGCCUGGAUUUGACGACCUAUACGCGGUGUUGCAUCAUCAUUAA
Molecule: messenger RNA, 3774 nt
Organism: Haemonchus placei
Lineage: Eukaryota; Metazoa; Nematoda; Chromadorea; Rhabditida; Trichostrongylidae
Source: the annotation of a GenBank genome assembly